UUGGGCCAGAUUAUGCUCUAUGUCGAUGGCAUGAAUGGAGUAAUAAAUCAUAAUGAAACCAUCCAAUGGCUGUACACACUUAUUGGGUCAAAGUUCCGCCUGGUGGUAAAGACGGCGCUGAAGCUGCUGCUGGUGUUUGUGGAGUAUACCGAAUCCAACGCACCGCUUUUAAUCCAGGCAGUAUCUACUGUUGAUGAAAAGAGAGGAGCCAAGCCGUGGUCCAACAUCAUGGAGAUCCUGGAGGAGAAGGACGGGGUUGAUACAGAACUACUGGUUUAUGCAAUGACCUUGGUUAACAAGACGCUGUCAGGGUUGCCAGAUCAAGACUCUUUCUACGACGUGGUGGACUGUCUGGAAGAGCUAGGCAUUGAAGCUAUUUCACAGAGACACUUGAACAAGAAAGGAACAGACUUGGACUUAGUCGAGCAAUUUAACAUUUAUGAGAUGACACUAAGACAUGAGGAUGGAGAUGAGAGUGCUGACCCCCCUCCCAGUGGGCGCAAGGACCGGAGAAGGGCCAGUCUUGGUGGUAGUGAGCGGAGGGGGUUAGAGCGCCGACGAAGCCGCAGGCACUCGGUACAGAACGUCAAAAGCACUUUAUCGGCCCCGGCGAGUCCAUGCGCUCAGUCCAGCCCUAACUUCAUGCUAGGCCACGGACAGCGCGUUGAAGACCUCAGCGAGAGGUAAGUGCACGAGCUGGGAUAUACUCCUUUCUUUUCCCCAUUACUUUCCAUUAUGUUCACUGCACUUCAUUAAUCUACCAAACUUUUGUUUUCUUUUUUCCCCUCUUUUCAUUG
This is a messenger RNA of Tauraco erythrolophus (red-crested turaco), 797 nucleotides long. The record is from RefSeq and is a predicted model, not a curated record. NCBI's taxonomy places the organism in Eukaryota, Metazoa, Chordata, Aves, Musophagiformes, Musophagidae.